CAUACUGCAGUGGCUCAUAAUGUUAACAGCCGCAGUAAAGCCUCAUUUUAUAAAAACUAACAAAAUUGCCAAUUUUUGACACAAAAUCAACAUGUCAAAGGUGUUUGUAAACAUUGGCUGUCGUAAAAACUUUAGACAAAAUUAUUACACAUCCGCUCUACCAAUAAAGUUUUCACACACAUAGAGCACACAAAGUGAUAACAAGUGACCUAUUCUUAUAAGAAUGUUUUCCGAGGACGGGUUUCUGGGUUGUCCCCGAGGAGUAGAAGACCUCCGUAGCCUGAACGACCGACUGAACGCGAAAGUGGUAGACCAAUUGAAUGAGAGCCAAGAGUUGGUGAUGAUCAACAGCUUCGCCAGGGAAACCAAUGAGUACCAGUUUAAAACGAGCUUGCAGGAUAGGAUCGCUGAUAUAGCAUCAUGGCGGUGGGUGUUCGAAGACCUGUCUAAACGACUUGACGAGGCUAUAAGUACCCUUCACUACGAGCACAACGCGUUGAGGGUAGUCAUAGAGAGAAUACAACAAGAGAUCGAUGACCAUUCCCGUGAAGCCAGUAGGCCUGGAGCACUCAACCCCGAUUCUGAUGCUGUAGAGGCGGCAAUCUUGCAGGAGUACAAUUUCCUUCGAGACGAGAAAAAGAACUUCGAAAAGUUGAUAACCGAGCUGGAAAAGCAAACAAAAGCCCUUGAAAGGACAAAGAAGAGGAUUAAAGACGACAUUUUGAAGAAAAGAGAAGCUUUGUCAGUAGAGGAAUCGUGUGCCAGCAUGGAUUUAAACUCGCUAACUAAAACCGGUGAUAGAAAGAAAAAGAAGAAAAAGUGCUCUACUCUUGAUCGAUGGGAAACCCGCUGCGUAUCUUUAAAGCAAGCUGGUCUCCAAGCCCUCAAUAAUGCAGUGGUCACAAGGCAACAGGUAAGGGGCUCAAGAGUUCACUUGUCAAUAGUUGCUCAAGCAUAUGCCGCAAAGGUGGAUUCAGCUUUAAGAAGAAGACUCCAUGCCAACACUGCCAAACUAGAAGAACUAUGCUGGCAGAGGGAAGAGGCAGUACGAGACAUCAAAUCACUGGAAGAAGAAUUGUACACAGCUGAAAAGAAUUUUCUAGAAACGAUGGAGCAGGAGCGACUGGUAGAAGCAAGACUGGCAGACCGCACCCUCAGACCUACGGGAGAGUUAACGAGGGAUGAGGUAGACCGCAAGCUCAGGGAUGAAUUGGCCAGGCUCAGGCAUUUUAUGAAGCACAUGAGGAGUAACAUUGAGAGAAUUACUUCUUUGCAAAACCACCUCGGAAGCGCCAUAUCUCGAAUCGACUGCUGCGCCGAAGACAUAUCCCAGGUCGUGCGCCUGGACCAGGACAGGAUGAGCUGGAGACUCGGGGAGGAACCCAAGUGUGACACAGAGACCAGCACAGCCCCAGCUCAGACUCCACAUAUAAGCCAGUCUACCACCAGCCGGAAAGCCAAUGCGCCGUUGACAGCCAUCAAGGAAGAAGAUGAAGAAGAAUACCCGUUUGAUGAAUGAAAUUAGGAAGGCAGAAAGACGAUUGAAAGAAAAAAGAUUUCGCCAUUUGCAAAACACGUAUUUGGAAGAUUAGGUAUACUCUACCUACACUCAUAUUCCUAUUUAACAUACUUUAAUAUGUGUAGUGUAGUAUUUA
Ostrinia furnacalis (Asian corn borer) is the source of this 1655-nucleotide messenger RNA. RefSeq lists its product as uncharacterized. Bases 224 to 1519 code for a protein of 431 amino acids. Lineage: Eukaryota; Metazoa; Arthropoda; Insecta; Lepidoptera; Crambidae. Gene Ontology annotation, biological process: cilium movement involved in cell motility; cilium assembly. The record is from RefSeq and is a predicted model, not a curated record. The transcript is spliced from 7 exons. Gene Ontology annotation, cellular component: nucleus; microtubule cytoskeleton.